Molecule: messenger RNA, 2957 nt
Organism: Saimiri boliviensis boliviensis (Bolivian squirrel monkey)
Lineage: Eukaryota; Metazoa; Chordata; Mammalia; Primates; Cebidae
Product: small integral membrane protein 10-like protein 2A
Source: RefSeq, a predicted model, not a curated record
GGCUCGCAGUGAGUGGGUGUGGGAGGGGCGGAGCUGUACGGGCUCGAGGAGGAGGGGCCGAGGCUGCGGCCACCAGAGCCCGGCUUGGUCUGGGAAACCUGGGGGCGGGGCGGACAGGGCGCCCUGCGGCCGGCGGGGCGCGCUAGUGGUCGGGUCUGGCCACCUUGAGGCUCGCGCUCGUGCCGGUCAGUCGGUCGUCUGGGCCUGCGCGGGGCCCGGGCCCAUGGCGGCGUCCGCGGUUCUGUCGGCGGCGGCGGCGGCGGCGGCCCUGUCUGGCCUGGCGGUGCGUCUGUCGCGCUCGGCGGCGGCCAGCGGCUCGUACGGCGCCUUCUGCAGGGGGCUCACGCGCACGUUGCUCACCUUCUUCGACCUGGCCUGGCGGCUGCGCAUGAACUUCCCCUACUUUUACAUCGUGGCCUCGGUGAUGCUCAACGUCCGCCUGCAGGUGCGGAUUGAGUGAGCGGCGGCAGAGGCCCGGCUGGAGGGGCGCCCUUGUCCCCGCCCGCCCCCCGCCGGGUCCCAGGCAUAAAGGACAGCUGGGCCGCGGCGGGGGUCGGGGGCGGGGCGGCCCGGGCCCCUGGACUCUAGACCUCCGCCGCCCCGGCGCUACCGCCCAGCCCUGGCCCUGGCCCCGGGCCCAGCCCCGGUUUCAGCCCGGGGGUACCAGAUCGCGCAGAAACGCACUGAACGGGGCCCUGCCAUCGGGCUCCAGAAACUACCUGGGCUCGGCCGACCUGUUGCCUCAUAUUGGCCAAAGAGGGGGAAACCGGAAGGAGGGAAUUCUGCUGCGGCGACUUGACUUUCCAGGCCCCGAGCAGAAAGGCAUUGGCGUUUGUAGACCGUGACCUGCCCCUUCUCUGGCCUUGCCUGGGGGCACCGCUGGCCCUGGACCUGCCUGGGCAGAGGCCGAGUGAAGGGCCUGAACAGGAGGAGAGGAAGGGCCUUCCUAGGAGAGGCACAGCACGGACAAAGGCUCAUGGGGUGGGGGUGCCCAGUGAUCCGGGCCUGGCUCGGGAAGGGAGGCCCGAGUUCCCUGGGAACUGAAAUCUGCUAGCAGCACUGUGAAGGAGUACAUUUUCCCCUCCUGACAGAGGAAACCGAGGCUUCGGGGAGGUGGGGGAUUUGCCCUUGACACGCAGAUAGGAGGAGGAGGAAUUGAGUGUGCCCCUGGGCCUGCAGGCCCCCACACCCCUCCCCAGUCUUCUCCAAGACCUGGCAUGGUGGGAGGAGGGAGGGGGAAGCAGAGAGGAAGCAUAGGGCUCCUAGGGCACCAAGGGAGACAGGGACCCGGGGAAGGGAAUCUGGGGAUCUAGCUUUCCUUGGAGCAGUAUGGAAGGUAACAGGGAAGAUCAGGACAGCCAGCUGAGAUGGGAGACUGGAGACAUGGGCCCCAGGACCCCUGGAUAGCCAGGCUCUCCCCCACAGAACCUAGCUUCCCCACCCCACCUGGAGCUUCACCAAGGGCUCCUCAGCAGUGAAGUGGCACAAGCCUCCCAGUUUGGUGGCCGAGUGGAGGUGGUGGUGGUGGUGUGGCUCCUGGAGACACGACAUAACCAGGAGGUGAGAAGGGAUAAACCAGGGGUGGGCCUGGGCUGAGACUCAUGGCAUGACCCCAAUUCUCUCUCCUGAAGCUUGACCCACCAUGCCCAGGAUCACACAGGAGAAUCUCAUCCUCACAGCUUGGAUUGAUCCUGGGGGCCCCCUGGUGUGCUGCUAACUGGUGUACCACAAUGGUCAGCAGCAGCCCAGAGGGGAGCCAGGAAGAGACCCUUGCCCUCACCUUCUAUCCCCAUUUCUGCAUCUCUUGCACUGGUACCCCGGGGUCCACGUUCCCAGUUCCUGGGACUGAAAACUCCAGCAGUCUAGCCAGCUCCAGGGACACAGUGGCCCAGCCACCUACCAUGUACCCUUCUCAGCUGCCCGCUGGACCCAGGUUCUGAAUGAAGCUGUCCACCUGCCUCACCCCAGAAGAGGCUGGAUGGUGGCUGCCUCGUGCCCCCUGCAGUUUCCCACAGCUAGGGCCUGAUGGCAUGCCUCCUUGUGCCAAGUCUUCUGGGAAUCCCUGACCCUGCUGGCCGCUCUCAUCCACCUCUACCCUGUCCACCCUGGACCCCCUCUGGGGGCCUGUCAGCCUGCUGGUCCCCCUUACAGAUCUCUGGGGGUCAGCCUUCGUGGGACAAGAGUGACACAGGGCUGGAGGAGAGAAAUGAGGGGCCUCCUGGUGUCUGAUGCACAGAUGUGGCCCUUUCAAACCCUGAUGUCACCCUCUGGGUGACUGGAUCCCCAGCUCCAGCCUCUUCCUGGGCCAGUGAGGAAGGGUGGAGGAAAGCUCUUCUUUGAGUGCAUAUGUGGGUGUCGGGGGAUGCCUGAGCCCUCCCGGUGCAAGGGGCUCGGCAUGGUACCCUGGAAGCUGCUUCUCUACUGGGAGAAAUGCGUGUCGGAGCUGCAGGGUACCCCACCCUCAGAGAUCCCCCUCCCACUGCAGGGAGCCCCACCCCAUAAGAGGGGCACGGAAGUCCACGUCUGCCCACCCACGGUGGCUUCUGCUGUGGCUGUAUUGGCCUAGAGGGGCUGGUUGGGGAGGGCAGGGCUGAGCCCUCAGCAUCUGCUCCUGUCCCUGCUUUUUCACUUCUGCGGCCUGAAGUGGUAGCCCCGCCUGCUGCUCCUCCACCUCCCUCCCUUUCUCUUCUCUCCCCAACGGGGUCCUUGCUGUGUGACAGGGUCUCCAUGCACUUUAUUUAUUUGCAGUCUGUUUUCCAGGCAGCGGAGCUUCUACAAAUGCUGACACCGACCGGAAUGACUUCUGCUUUUCUGUAUGUGAUUUACUGUAUACUGGUCAGCACAGGCUGGCCAGAGAGAUGUUCUUGUUUCUGGUGUUGUCAUGUCUUGUUUUCUCUAAGUUAAAAAAAAAAAAAAAAAAAAAAAAAAACCCUUGAUUUAAUACACUAAAAUCCCAA